AUGAGUGCUGCUCAAGUAGAACGAUAUGUGUUUGAAACACUCACGGACACAGCCAAGGAGGGUGUAUCCUGUGUGAAAGAUCAGCUUGAACUAGAAUCCUCUAGGCGUGACUCAGGGGUUGGUACCGAACAUACUCUGAGUGGUAGUGCUAAGGAGCGUCUGUUUGCAAACAGACUGCUUUCGUGUGCAUGCUGUGUGUGUGUGCUGUACGUCCCGGUGGUCAUGGGCGAUGGCGUGGCUGUGUGUAAGGACUGUGCCUUCAAUAUGAACGCACAUACACAUACAGGCUUGUACACAGAAGCACGCAAUGCUUUUACGAGUGUGUUGGAUAAAACGCCGGACUCAGCUGCACUAUGGUUGAACCGAGCCACUGCACACUUAGAGCUCAAGGACGCGCACAAGGCACUUUCAGACGCCAACAAAGCGAUUACCUUAUGUGCUGCGAGUGUGCACUACCCGUCGGGAUUGCUGUACGUCAAGGCCAUGUAUCGUAAGGGAGCGGCGUACUACGCGCUGGAAAAAUAUGAGGAGGCUGUGACUACGCUCAGCAUACUAUUGGCAUGGCAAUCUGACGAGGGGUCCGAGGCUAUGCUCAAACAAAGCAUACACGCACUGAUCAAUACACCUUCAGCAACAACCCACACGGAUAAAGAACAACACACAGAUACGUUAGUAAGCACAGAUGGAGCUGACGAUAGAGACCAGGGAGAUGUAUUAGAUGCCACAGACAUGGACUACAGUGCAGAUGUGGGGCGUAGGGCAGAGAAUACUGCGCCCAAAGACGGAUCUGUAUGA
Sphaeroforma arctica JP610 is the source of this 795-nucleotide messenger RNA. RefSeq lists its product as hypothetical. The transcript is spliced from 3 exons. The record is from RefSeq and is a predicted model, not a curated record. Gene Ontology annotation, molecular function: Hsp90 protein binding. Bases 1 to 795 code for a protein of 264 amino acids. Lineage: Eukaryota; Ichthyosporea; Ichthyophonida.